Messenger RNA from Penicillium canariense, 1734 nucleotides. RefSeq lists its product as uncharacterized. Lineage: Eukaryota; Fungi; Ascomycota; Eurotiomycetes; Eurotiales; Aspergillaceae. The record is from RefSeq and is a predicted model, not a curated record. Bases 1 to 1734 code for a protein of 577 amino acids. The transcript has a single exon.
AUGGAUUUUUUACGUCUUUGGCAGCUAUUAUUAUCUGCAACUCGAGAUCCUUACUGUGGGGAUUUGAUCUGCCUUUUCGACGGGUUAGACGAAUGCCGACAGUCAGACCGCGAUCAACUUAUUCAAGAGCUUGAACGGCUCUAUACGACUUUUGGAGCGAGACAAAGGACCAAAUCCAAGAUAAAGAUUUUCGUUACGAGUCGUCCAUACGGCGAUAUCGAAUGGGGAUUUGGUAGGCUAACGAGUCGGUAUCCGACUAUUCGACUGGCUGCAGAUGAUGAAUGGAAGACAAUCAGCGAGGAGAUAAUUGUUGUUAUGGAGGCAAAAGUUGACGAAAUUGCGGAAAAGAGACGCCUUAGCAAUGAGAUUCGGAGAGCUUUGAAACGCCGCUUUACUGAGAUCUCUAAUAGGACCUACCUCUGGCUACAUCUGACAUUAGAUGCGCUGAAGCACAGUCUUGGUCUUACGCAAAAAAAGUUACUCCGGCGGAUUGAUGAACUUCCUGAAAGUGUCGAGCAAGCAUAUGAAGCGAUCCUAGAGAGAUGCAACAGAAGAAACUGGCAAGACACGACGCGUUUAUUAAACAUCAUCGUUGCCUCACAGUGGCCUUUGAGCUUGUCUGAGAUUGAUGUUGCCUUGGAAGUAGGACCAAACUCGAGAUCGCUCGGAAAUUUAGACCUCGAGGGUCCUUCUAAGCGAAAACAAUGGAUACGUGAUGCGUGUGGAUUAUUUGUUAGCAUAAUCGACUCACAUGUGUACCUCAUCCACCAGACGGCAAGGGAAUUUCUACUACGACAUACGAAUGAACGAGCCGUAUUAGGAAGAUGGAGACACUCGAUCAAUUUGCAAGAUGCUCAUUUAACCCUUUCAAAGGUCUGCAUUGCCUAUCUCAUUCUGGCGGGGUUUCAGAUGGAAAAUCGUCAGGUUCUUGAAGAAUAUUGCCCAGCGAAGGCAUUUUUAAGAUAUUCCGCCCAAAAUUGGAUUUACCACACGCAGGAGGCCAACAUAACAGAAGAGAAUUGGAUCAGAAAGGCAGCGGAACUAUGCGCAGCGGGCGAUAGGUUUUCCCUGUUCUGGGUUGGAUGUAAUGCAUAUGAUACGUUUUGGGAGCCGGGAAUACAUCGACGGUCAACAUCCCUAAUUUGGGCUACAAGGUGGGGCCUAAUUCCGGUCAUACAACAUCUGCUUGAACAAACAACGGCGGAAGUUGAAAUCACCGAGGCCGUGAUCAAGACUGCCGCAGGAAAUACGCAAAGUGGAGACGCUGUGAUGAAACUUCUCCUGGACCGAGGAGGGACAGAAAUCAAAAUCACUAAUGCCGUAGUCAAGGCGGCCGCGGAAAAUACUCAAAGAGGUGACGUUGUGAUGAAUCUCCUCCUAGACCGAAGGGGAGAGGAUAUCAACAUUACUCAGGAAGUGGUCGCCGCCACAGCAACGAAUUGGAACAAAGGAGAGGCUGUGAUGAGGAUUCUCCUUGAGCGAAAAGGAGCGGAUAUUAAGAUCACUGAGUUUGUGUUAACCACAGUGGUCAGAAACUGGAGAAGAGGAGGAGAAGCUGUGAUUAAACUUCUGCUAGACCAAAGGGAAGUAGACGUUGAGAUCAGCAAGGCUGUGAUCGCUACAGCGGCGGGAGAUUGGGGAGAAGGAGAAGCUAUGAUGAAACUCCUGCUGGACCGUGGGAAAGUGGACGUUGAGGUCACCAAGGCUGUGAUCGCUACAGCGGCGGCAAAUUAG